CGGGGUGGCUGGAUCUGUAAGACCGAAGACUCGUCACGAUGAGGAAGGGGGUGUUCUUUCAGUAACACAAGGAGGCUCGGAUGCAGCCUGGACUCUAUCCCCUGGGAUCAAUCUUGAGUUCGGUCUUCGACACCAGUUGGUCGGUUGCAGUCGUGGAGGUGGAGAUGAGUGCGUGUGUGUGUGUUACAUGGAUUUUUGUUUAGACUACCAGGAGUCCUAGAGAGUGUAGAGGCCACCGUAGUGUUGCUGACGAGGAGUAGGAGGAGGACGUCUUGUCGGGGAGCAGGGCUGCAAAUCAAAGAGGAGGAGGAGGAGAAGGAGGUUUGGGGGUGAUCUUGGUGUUGGGUGAUUGGUGGUGGCAGACAUGAGUGGAGCCAGUGCCUGUGAAGUCAUCUUCAUCUCGGUCAGCCAUAGCACCACACUGAUGGGGAAGGUGUGGCUGGUCAUCAUGGUGUUCCUCCGGGUCCUCGUCCUGCUGCUGGCCGGCUACCCGCUCUACCAGGACGAGCAGGAGCGCUUCGUGUGCAACACCAUCCAGCCGGGCUGCGCCAACGUCUGCUACGACCUCUUCGCCCCCGUCUCCCUCUUCCGCUUCUGGCUGGUGCAGCUGGUGUCCGUCUCCCUGCCCUACCUCGUCUUCGUAGUCUACGUGGUCCACCGGGUCCUGUGCGGGCUGACUGCCGGCUCUGCCCUUCCUCCUCCUCCCUCUGCACCUCCUCUUCCUCUGGCACAGGACGUCGGGAGGGCUGGGAAGGACCCGCCCGGGACGGCGGCGGCGGCGGCGGCGGCCCUGCGUGCCGAGCUCGGCCCCGGGCGGCGGUGCUUCGCGGGGGCCUACCUCCUGCAGCUGGUCUUCCGCAUCCUGUUAGAGGUGGGCUUCGGCGCCGCCCACUACUACCUGUUUGGCUUCCACAUCCCCAGCCGCUUCCUGUGCCAGCAGGCGCCGUGCACCACCCAGGUGGACUGCUACAUCUCGCGGCCCACCGAGAAGAGCGUGAUGCUGUGCCUCAUGCUGGGCGCCGGCGCGCUCUCCCUGGGGCUCAACGCGCUGGACGUGGUGUGCGCCGUCAAGCGCUCGGUGAGGCAGAGCGCGAGGAGGAGGCGGCGGCGGCGGAGGACGCGUGUGGAGAAGCUGUACGAGGAAGAGCGCUAUUACCUCAUCAACGGUGGAAGCCACAGCGGCAGUGGUGGCGGUGGUGGCGGGGGCAGUGGGGGUGACGGUAGGGGGGAGGAGGAGGACGGCGGCCACGAGGUCGGUUCACUGGUGCACCACGAGGCGGCGUCGACGGGAGGAGCGUCCCGCCCCGGAAGCUUCCGGAAGCGGGGGCCGAGCAAGGCCUCGAGCGUCUGCGGCCCCGUCCCCGACCACUGCUCGGUACGGGGCUCCCUGGUGGCCCUCAGCCCGGGGGCCCCCCGCGGCCUGAACACCAACAACGGCAACAACGGCUACGGGCAGGCCCAGCGGGAGGAGGCGGCGCCCCACGGCAGCGACGUGGCCCCCGGACCCCCCUCCGAGCCCCCCGCCACGCCCCGGUCCAUCCGCGUCAACAAGCAGGGCCGCCUCAAGCCCCCUCCCCCGCCGCGGCGGGACCCCGCCGCGCCGCCGCUGGGGUCGUUCGGGGUCGUCUCCAAGGCGACAGCGGACGGCGGCAGCAGAAGGGGCGGUCAGUACACUCAGGUGGAACUUGGCGGUUGCCAGGACGACGGCCAGGCGGAGAGGUCGGAAUGGGUGUGAGCCUGAUGCUUCGCCACUUCCUGGUUGAGGAGCGAUCAGAUUGAGAGAGAGAGAGAGAGAGAGAGAGAGAGAGAGAGAGAGAGAAGAAGGGGCGAGGGAGCGCAGGAUGUACAGGGCUUGGGGGCUUCAGGCUGUGGGGGCCGCUGUAACGUUACCAUGGGGACAUCGGUCUGAAGAGGGCGGCAGGCGGCCCACGCUGGAGGAACUUCAGAGUGGACACGUUGGUGGCGUGAGGAUCCCAGCGCAACCAGGAUGAGAACGAGGGAAAUGAGUUGCAGGGAGAGAGCGAGGGGCGGUAAAAAAAGAAAGAAGAAUGUUGGCACGGACACCUUGACCGAACUAGUCAGGACUUGUAGGCCACACACACACACACACACUCACACUCACACACACACACACACACACACACACACACACACACAUACACACUCUACCUUACGAACUCGUAAGGCCAGUGUGUCCUUGACCCGGGUCUAAAAGUGGACGGGCCGCCACCUGCUCUGGUCCUGUUGGUUCUGUCCCUCCACACCUCCCCAGCCCUGACCCGACGCGCAUCCACAAG
Gadus morhua (Atlantic cod) is the source of this 2297-nucleotide messenger RNA. It is a transcript of the gene gjd4, whose product is annotated as gap junction protein delta 4. Gene Ontology annotation, cellular component: connexin complex. The record is from RefSeq and is a predicted model, not a curated record. Gene Ontology annotation, molecular function: gap junction channel activity. Lineage: Eukaryota; Metazoa; Chordata; Actinopteri; Gadiformes; Gadidae. The transcript has 2 exons. Gene Ontology annotation, biological process: cell-cell signaling. Bases 365 to 1735 code for a protein of 456 amino acids.